CGCCCUCGCUGCAGCCGGGAGGAGUCGGCGGCCCGUGCACCGCAGGCCCCGCCCGCCCACGGCCCUUCCCGGGAGGCCGGGAGACCUGCUCCGCCCGGCCCUCGGUGGGUGAGUGCGAGCGGCGGGUGGGGCCUCCGCGGGCGGAGGCACCGGGAACGGGGGCGACGCCUGUCAUCGCUCUAGGCCCAGCGGGAGGACGCGCCAACAUCCCCGCUGCUGUGCUGGGCCCGGGGCGUGCCCGCCGCUGCUCCCACCUCUGGGCCCGGCUGAGGCCGCCCUGGGGCCCUCUUCCUCGGCAUUGCGGGGCCUGGUGGGCAGAGCCGCGGAGGGGGCUUCUUUUCCCCGAGGGCAGCGUCUUGGGGCCCGGCCGCUGGCUGACCCGCAGCGGCUCCGGCCAUGCCUGGCUGGCCCUGGGGGCUGCUGCUGACGGCAGGCACGCUCUUCGCCGCCCUGAGCCCUGGGCCGCCGGCGCCCGCCGACCCCUGCCAGGAUGAGGGGGGCGCGCCCCGCAGCUGCGUGCCAGGCCUGGUGAACGCCGCCCUGGGCCGCGAGGUGCUGGCUUCCAGCACGUGCGGGCGGCCGGCCACUCGGGGCUGCGACGCCUCCGACCCGCGACGGGCACAUCCCCCCGCCCUCCUGACUUCCCCAGGGGGCACGGCCAGCCCUCUGUGCUGGCGCUCGGAGUCGCUGCCUCGGGCACCCCUCAAUGUGACUCUCACGGUGCCCCUGGGCAAGGCUUUUGAGCUGGUCUUCGUGAGCCUGCGCUUCUGCUCAGCUCCCCCAGCCUCCGUGGCCCUGCUCAAGUCUCAGGACCAUGGCCGCAGCUGGGCCCCGCUGGGCUUCUUCUCCUCCCACUGUGACCUGGACUAUGGCCGUCUGCCGGCCCCUGCCGACGGCCCAGCUGGCCCAGGGCCUGAGGCCCUGUGCUUCCCCGCACCCCAAGCCCAGCCUGAUGGCAGCGGCCUUCUGGCCUUCAGCAUGCAGGACAGCAGCCCCCCAGGCCUGGACCUGGACAGCAGCCCAGUGCUCCAAGACUGGGUGACUGCCACCGACGUCCGUGUAGUGCUCACAAGGCCUAGCGCGGCGGGUGACCCCAGGGACACGGAGGCCGUCGUCCCUUACUCCUACGCAGCCACCGACCUCCAGGUGGGUGGGCGCUGCAAGUGCAAUGGACAUGCCUCACGCUGCCUGCUGGACACACAGGGCCACCUGAUCUGCGACUGUCGGCACGGCACCGAGGGCCCUGACUGCGGACGCUGCAAGCCCUUCUACUGCGACAGGCCAUGGCAGCGGGCCACUGCCCGGGAAUCCCACGCCUGCCUCGCUUGCUCCUGCAACGGCCAUGCCCGCCGCUGCCGCUUCAACAUGGAGCUGUACCGACUGUCCGGCCGCCGCAGCGGGGGUGUCUGUCUCAACUGCCGGCACAACACCGCCGGCCGCCACUGCCACUACUGCCGGGAGGGCUUCUAUCGAGACCCUGGCCGUGCCCUGAGUGACCGUCGGGCUUGCAGGGCCUGCGACUGUCACCCCGUUGGUGCCGCUGGCAAGACCUGCAACCAGACCACAGGCCAGUGUCCCUGCAAGGAUGGUGUCACUGGCCUCACCUGCAACCGAUGCGCACCUGGCUUCCAGCAAAGCCGCUCCCCAGUGGCGCCCUGUGUUAAGACCCCUAUCCCUGGACCCACUGAGGACAGCAGCCCUGUGCAGCCCCAGGACUGUGACUCGCACUGCAAACCUGCCCGUGGCAGCUACCGCAUCAGCCUAAAGAAGUUCUGCAAGAAGGACUAUGGUAGGUGUCCUCAGGCCUCCAGCAGACCUUCCCACCUUCCUCCUCUCCCCACCUUCCCUCCUCCGCUAGCUUACCCUUGGAAUGCCUUGACCCUUGCUGGGCCCCAAGGCCCAUCCUCAUCCCUCAGGUCCUCUACGUGCAGCGGCCCCGCCCCUUCAGCCCCCACUGUCCUCCUGGUGUCCUCCCCGUGCCUCCCCCUACUGCGGGCAGGCCGCCGCCUCCUGACCCCGCCCCCUCUCGCUCUCCCCGCAGCGGUGCAGGUGGCGGUGGGCGCGCACGGCGAGGCACGCGGCGCGUGGACACGCUUCCCGGUGGCGGUGCUCGCCGUGUUCCGGAGCGGAGAGGAGCGCGCGCGGCGCGGGAGUAGCGCGCUGUGGGUGCCCGCCGGGGAUGCGGCCUGCGGCUGCCCGCGCCUGCUCCCCGGCCGCCGCUACCUCCUGCUGGGGGGCGGGCCUGGAGCCGCGGCUGGGGGCGCGGGGGGCCGGGGGCCUGGGCUCAUCGCCGCCCGCGGAAGCCUCGUGCUGCCCUGGAGGGAUGCGUGGACGCGGCGCCUGCGGAGGCUGCAGCGACGCGAGCGGCGGGGACGCUGCAACGCCGCCUGAGCCCGCCGGCUGGGCGGGG
This is a messenger RNA of Nomascus leucogenys (northern white-cheeked gibbon), 2410 nucleotides long. RefSeq names its product netrin 3 (gene NTN3). Bases 397 to 2391 code for a protein of 664 amino acids. Gene Ontology annotation, molecular function: protein binding. The transcript has 5 exons. Lineage: Eukaryota; Metazoa; Chordata; Mammalia; Primates; Hylobatidae. The record is from RefSeq and is a predicted model, not a curated record.